This is a messenger RNA of Gracilinanus agilis (Agile Gracile Mouse Opossum), 2819 nucleotides long. It is a transcript of the gene HADHA, whose product is annotated as hydroxyacyl-CoA dehydrogenase trifunctional multienzyme complex subunit alpha. Gene Ontology annotation, cellular component: mitochondrial fatty acid beta-oxidation multienzyme complex; mitochondrion. The transcript is spliced from 20 exons. Gene Ontology annotation, biological process: fatty acid beta-oxidation. Gene Ontology annotation, molecular function: NAD+ binding; long-chain (3S)-3-hydroxyacyl-CoA dehydrogenase (NAD+) activity; enoyl-CoA hydratase activity. NCBI's taxonomy places the organism in Eukaryota, Metazoa, Chordata, Mammalia, Didelphimorphia, Didelphidae. The record is from RefSeq and is a predicted model, not a curated record. Bases 154 to 2445 code for a protein of 763 amino acids.
GGCGAGAGGUGGAAGGUCUCGUCCCACGCCUCGGUUCCCUUCCGGCAGUGUGCGGGACAGACCUAAGUGGGCACCUUCCCUGGCAUCAAGGCCCCCUGAUUCGCCGCUGGCUGGCUCCCGGCGCGAGCUCGCAUUCGCCCUCUCCCGUCCAAGAUGGUCGCCUCCCGGGCAAUUGGCAGCCUCCGCCGCCUGACGGCUUCCCGCGCCCGCCGCUUCACAGGUUAUACCUGCCGAAACUUUGCCCAGUCCCCAGCUGUGCUAACCAGGACCCAUGUUGACUAUACAAUCAAAGGAGAUGUGGCAGUUGUGCGGCUUAACUCGCCCAAUUCAAAGGUAAACACUUUGAAUAAAGAAUUAACAUCAGAUUUUGUAAAAGUCAUGAAUGAAAUAUGGAGUAGUGAUACAGUCAAAAGUGCUGUCAUUAUCUCUACAAAGCCAGGCUGCUUUAUUGCUGGUGCUGAUAUCAACAUGAUAGCUGCUUGCAAAACUGCUCAAGAAGUAACACAAUUAUCAAGAGAAGGACAACAAAUGUUGGAGAAACUUGAGAAGUCUCCAAAACCUAUUGUGGCUGCCAUCAGUGGGUCCUGCCUGGGAGGAGGACUUGAGCUUGCCAUUGCAUGUCAAUACAGAAUAGCAACAAAAGACAGAAAAACAGUAUUGGGAACCCCUGAAGUAUUGCUGGGAAUAUUGCCAGGGGCAGGAGGCACUCAAAGACUCCCCAAAAUGGUUGGGAUUCCUGCUGCCUUUGAUAUGAUGUUGACUGGUAGAAAUAUUCGUGCAGACAGAGCAAAGAGAAUGGGUCUGGUUGACCAAUUGGUGGAUCCUCUAGGACCAGGUUUGAAAUUACCAGAAGAUCGAACAGUUGAAUACCUAGAAGAAGUAGCAAUCAUCUUUGCAAAAGGACUGGCUGAUAAAAAGAUCUCUGGGAAGAGGGAAAAGGGACUGAUUGAUAUGGUAACAGCAUACGUCAUGUCUAUUCCAUUUGUGAGGCAACAGAUCUACAAAAAAGUUGAAGAAAAGGUACAGAAACAAACCAAAGGUCUUUACCCGGCUCCUCUGAAAAUAAUUGAUGUGGUGAAGACUGGACUUGAACAUGGAAAUGAAGCUGGCUACCUCUCUGAAUCUCAAAAAUUUGGUGAACUUGCGAUGACCAAAGAAUCUAAGGCUUUAGUUGGUCUCUACCAUGGUCAGGUUCUUUGCAAGAAGAAUAAGUUUGGAACUCCACAGAAGGCUGUUACGCAACUAUGUGUUCUUGGAGCUGGUCUUAUGGGAGCUGGCAUUGCCCAAGUCUCUGUGGAUAAAGGGCUAAAGACUAUACUCAAAGAUACUUCAAUAGCAGGGUUAGGAAGAGGACAGCAGCAAAUUUUCAAAGGGUUGGAUGAUAAAGUGAAGAAGAAGGCCCUAUCAUCAUUUGAAAGGGAUUCCAUUUACAGCAACAUGACUGGGCAGCUUGAUUAUCAGGGAUUUGAAAAGGCUGACAUGGUAAUUGAAGCCGUUUUUGAAGACAUCCAGCUUAAGCAUGCAGUUCUGAAGGAAGUUGAAUCAGUGGUUCCCUCUCAUUGUAUCUUUGCUAGUAACACAUCAGCUCUCCCAAUUGGUCAAAUUGCUUCAGUUAGCAAAAGACCUGAAAAGGUCAUUGGAAUGCACUACUUUUCUCCUGUGGACAAGAUGCAACUACUAGAGAUCAUUACAACAGAAAAAACUUCCAAGGACACAAUUGCCUCCGCAGUCUCAGUUGGUCUCAAGCAAGGGAAAGUGAUCAUUGUGGUUAAGGAUGGACCAGGCUUCUAUACCACCAGAUGUCUUACGCCCAUGAUGUCUGAAGUCAUCCGAAUUCUACAGGAAGGUGUUGAACCUAAGAAGUUGGAUAGCCUAACUACAAAUAUAGGCUUUCCCGUGGGUGCUGCCACACUUGUAGAUGAAGUUGGUAUUGAUGUGGCUCUGCAUGUUUCAACAGCGCUGACCAAAGCCUUUGGGGAACGCUUUGGAGGUGGAAACAUAGAACUGCUGAGACAAGUGGUCAACAGAGGUUUCUUGGGUCGCAAGUCUGGAAAGGGCUUUUACGUCUACCAGGAAGGAGUGAAGAGCAAGAGUUUGAAUUCUGCCAUGAAUGAAAUUCUGUCAAAUAUGAAGAUGUCUGCUCAGGCUGAAGUCUGUACCCCAGAAGAGAUCCAGUACCGAUUAUUGACAAGAUUUGUGAAUGAGGCAGUCAUGUGCCUACAAGAAGGUAUCCUGGCUUCCCCUGAAGAGGGAGACAUUGGCGCAGUCUUUGGCCUUGGCUUCCCACCAUGUCUUGGAGGUCCCUUCCGUUUCUCAGAUCUGUAUGGUGCUCAUAAGUUGGUGGACCGGAUGAAGAAAUAUGAGGCAAUCUAUGGAAACCAGUUCACCCCUUGCCAACUACUAAUUGAUCAUGCCAACAACCCUGGCAAAAAGUUUUAUCAGUGAGCAGGCGGGGUGUUCCCUUGUGCAAGACGUACACUUUACCCCUAGCUUGGAGGUAGUGCUAUCUCCAACUGUGCAGUGUCUAGAUUUGUCUGGGUAACUUGGUGGGAAAACACCCUCAACCUUUGCAUUCUAGCCCCUGGUAAAGUGCCUUAGGUUCUAACCAACCCUUGGUGGCUCCCAGUUCCACCAGCUAUGAAUUGGAUAUGUUGUACUUCAUUUCGGAAGAUGGAACUCACUGUACUCUAGAUUCUAACCCAAGCUGGUCCAUACAGCUAGAGCCACCUUUGCUGCCAGUAAUCUGCGAGGCCAGUGGCAGGACUGAUUCCUGCUAGAAUGACUCACAUCUAACAAUAAAACCAAACUUUAUAAGCCUC